Messenger RNA from Strongylus vulgaris, 255 nucleotides. The record is from the annotation of a GenBank genome assembly. Lineage: Eukaryota; Metazoa; Nematoda; Chromadorea; Rhabditida; Strongylidae.
AUGACACCAUCCGCUUCCCGUCCCGUCAGCGAAUUUCCCUCAAUAGCGGAAGCGUCAUCACAGUCGUCACUCGAACAGGAAGAUGUGAAUUGUCCAUGCGAUUCCCAUAGUGGGAAGCUACUAUUGGACAACGUCUAUCCGCUGAGUGUUGAAGAAAUCUAUGACCUACUAUUUACCGAUAGUCCAUGGUUUAAGAAGUUCAACGAAUCGCUAAAGAAUACGGGUAAAUUGCCGUUUUCUACUGCUACAAAUUAA